AUGGGAGACAGCUUGGAUUGCAGCAUGCAGUGUGGCAUUGCUGCUGGGAGCAGCAGCAGCAUUGGUGGCAGUGGUGACGGUGGUGGAAGUGACUCCCACCAUUGCAGCAUUCCAGUGAAUUCCCUGCAAGAAUCCCCGAGCCUCCCCUCCGGUUCUCCUGUCCUGUCGGCCACCCUUUCUGUCCACUCAGCCCCCCUCGCGCCUUCGCCCUUUGCACGCCUUGCCCGGGAUGCAGUCAGGCAUGCUCUGGUGCAGGGGCGGCGUUAUGUGGAGGAGAAUGGCGGGAAAGGGUACCUGGGGGAGGUGGUAACUGGGGAGGCAGUAGCUGGGCUGGUCGCGGUGGGGGGAGAAUUGGGUGGAAGAGUGGAGGAUAGGCAAGUGGGGGAGGUGAGGGGCAGGUGGAGGAUCAGGGGGGGUUGGACUGGGAAGGAAGGAGGGGCGAGUGGGAGUGAGGUGGAGAGGUGUGUGGAGCGGUGUGGAGGAGACGAUGUGGGGAAGAGGAGUCAGGUUCUGUGGCGAGAGGAUUCACGGGGUGGUGGUGAUGGCAGGGGGGAUUAUGGGAGUGGUGGUUGUGGGGUGGGAUGGGGAGAGAGGUGUUGGGAUGAGACGCAGAGAGCGGGAGGGGGUGAUGAUGGGGAAGUGGGUGUGGGGGGAUGUGCGGGGGGGGAUGGGGAGGGGGCGGAUAGACCCGAGUGUGAAGUCGAGGGGAGGGUGGGGGGAAGAGAAGGGGAGGGAGAGGAAGGAGGGGAGGGGGAGGAAGAAGGAGAGGGAGAAGAAGGGGACGAAGAGGGCGGCACAGGUGCGGAGCAGGAAAUGGAAGAAGAGAGGGGAGAGAACGAGGGGGGGGGAGAAGAGGAACAGGAGUAUGAUGGGGAGAGGGGGUGGGACGGGGAGGAGGAGGUGGAGCAGGAGCAGGAGCAGGAGGAGGAGGAUGAGGAGGAAGAAGAGGAUAAGGAGGAGGAGGAGGAUGAGGAGGAAGAAGAGGAUGCGGAGCAGGAGGAUCCAUUGGGAUUGAGAUUGUUGGAGGAGGAAGGGGGAGGCGAGGAGGGGGUUUUGAUCAGCAGUUGGAGCUGGGAGGUGCAGGCCACGCCAGAGAGAUGGUGCCACAUGCGGCAUGGGCAUGGGCAUGGGCAUGGGCAUGGGCAUGGGCAUGGGCAUGGGCAUGGGCAUGGGCAUGCGCAUGGGCAUGGGCAUGGGCAUGGGCAUAAAGGGAGGGCAAGAUCUAGGGUUGGAAGGAGGAGGAAAGUAAGGUGUGGUGGCGAGAUUGGGCCAGUGGAAGGGGCUGUGUGGGGGGAGGGCGAUGUGGUGAUGAUGGAAAGUGGGGGAGGUGAGGGGCGCGAGAGGGGCGAGGAGAGAGAGUGGAGGGAGGGGGGAGAGGGGGAAGAGAGGCGAGAAGAACAGGGGAGGCUUGAACAGCCGCAAGGAAAGCAGCAUGUGGAGGAGCAGGGGGCGAAGGAGAGGCAGGAGGAGGAUGAGAAGCACGGCCGGCAGCAGCGAGAGCAGCAGCGGUGGGGGAAGCAGCGUGGGAGGAGUGGUGUGAGGUGUGUAGUAAAGGAGGAAAGACUCCUGCUCUGCACGGACCAAGGGACUCUUCACGUGCUCUCCCUUCAGCACCACUCCCCCUCUUUCGCCGCCUCCUCCUCCUCUUCCUCCCCCGCCCUGUCUUCCGCCUCUGCCUCCUUUCGUUCUACCACCUCCGCGCUCACCCCCGCACUCACACCAACCUCCCCCCUCUCCGCCUCCCCCGGUAGCCCCCGCCUCCCGUCCCCCGUUCCGCCCACCUCCCGCGCCUCCCCCCCGUCCCCCUGCUCCCCCAUGUCUCUUCAGUGCGCCCCUCCGCGCGAGCAGGAGGGGCAGGGGGAGGGAGAGAGGGCGGAGAGGGCGGGGGAGGCGGAGAAGGAGGGCGAAGAAGGAAGGAGGGAAGGCUGUGAGGGUGGGGAGGGAGGGAGGGGAGAGGGCAAGGAGGAGGGGACGGUGAGAGAAGAGGGGUGUUUACAGGUGUGGCUAUCACCUGUGCUUGCAAGUGGAGUGGCAUUGGGGGCUGUGGCAUGGGCAGGUCAGCACACGGUGGUUGCUGCUGCUGCUGCUGGGUCAGGGUGCGUGUUUCAGGUGGGAGGGGAGAUGAUAGAGGGCGAGUUGGAGGGGGAAAGGAGGGGUGGGGAGCAGAGGGAGGUGGGAGCAGGUGAUGUGGAUGAGAGGGAAGGGGGCUGUGGGGUGGGAGUGGAUCAGCAGGGAAUGGAAGCAGACAGGUGUACACAUGAGCCUACCGCCGCUGCUGCUGCUUCUGGUGGGGUUGAUGCUGCUGCAACGGGUGCAGGACUUGGGGAGGCGCAGCAACAGGGUCAGAGGGAAGGCAACAAGAGACAGCCGGGGAAGGACCAGUGGGUGUUAAUGGAAUGUGACAGAGACGCAUCACCCAGCAAGCGCAACACCAGCCACCCCUUCUCAGCUCCAACACCCCCUCCUCCGUCCCAUCACCCAACCCUCGCUCCCAACCCACUCCCCUCAUCCUCCCCGCUCCCAUCCCCGCCAAUCUCCCUCACCCUUCAUUCCCCCAUCCCCGGAAUCGCCCCUCUAAUAGACUUCACUUUAGCAGACCUGGGAGGGCAGCAGCAGGAUCAGGUAGUGGCAGCGUGCGGGGAGGGGGAGGGCGGGGCGGUGUGUGUGGUGCGGAACGGGGUGAGUGUGGAGCGGUUAUUGUCAACCGCUCCCGAGUACCAUGGGGUGACGGGCACGUGGACAGUGCGGGCGCGGGCAGGGGACGAGCACCACUCGCUCUUUGUCAUGUCGUUUGUCUCUCAGACGCGUGUGCUCGCUGUGGGCAGUCGCUUCAGAGACGUAUCAGACCAAGUCCCUAUGGAUCUCUGCUCUCCCACACUGGCAGCAGGCCGCAUCUUAGACGGGUUCCUCGUGCAGGUAACACCUGGCCAGGUGCGCCUGUGCCGCAUGCCCCAGGCUCUCAUGCGGGGGAGUGAAGGAGGGGAGGGUGGAGAGGAGGAUGGGGAGGUGGGCGCGGGUGAAGGGAUGGAGAUAGGGUUGGAUGGGGGGUGUGGGGGUGGCCCAGAUGAGGGCGAUGGGAGGAGAGAAGGCGGGGUGGCACAUGAUGGGCUGCUCUGGGUCCCACCCUCCACCUCCUCCACCACCACUGCUGGCAGCAGGAGCAGCAGCAGCGGCAGCAGCAGCAGGCAGCAGAUUGCAGUGGCAGCGGUGGCGAGCGGGGUGGUGCUAGUGGCGCUCACAUGCAAUCCGCCUGUGCUCGUCAUGCUCACAUGCUCGCUGCUGCCCCCGGCAACGCAGCAUUCCCCCAUGCGUGCGCCAGGUGGGGUUUCGGUGCAUGAAUGUCGUCCCCCGCAGGUGGGUCUGGUGGAGGUGUGUCGGUACUCACUGCAGUAUGAGCUGUCCUGUAUCCACAUUCCGGAUGAUACCUUCCCUCCGCUGCCACUCGCACUGGGGCAUGAACUAGGACAGGGACAGGGACAGGGGCAGGCACAGUCACAGGGAAAAGGAGAAUCAGGUUUCGGUGAACCUACAAGAGCAGCAGCAGGCACAGCAGCAGCAGUAGCAGCAUCAACAGCAGCAACACCAGGCGCAGCGGCAGCAGCAGGCGGGCCAUGUCUCGUGGGGCGUGUGGCCCUACUAGGCACAUACGAGCCAUCCGUGCGGGUCGUCUCCCUCGACCCCUCCCACCUCUUCCGUCUGAUAGCCCUCGCACCCCUGCGCGCCCUCCCCCUCCCCGCACUCGCUCGCAGCAACACCAGCAGCAGCAGCGGUGGCAGCAUGGGAGGGAGUGUGCCGGAGAGCACGUGCCUGUUGCUGUUCGACCAGGCGUAUGUGGCAGUGGGCCUGCGUAACGGCACCCUUGUCCGGUUCGCAUGGCCGCAAGGGAAGGAACCACAGGCGCUGCAGCUGCAGGCAUCGGCAGGGGCUGUCGCUCUCACUCCCUCACCCGCACCCGCUGCUUCAUCCACCAGCAACCCCCUCCCCCGCGCGGUCCAACUUGAGCUAGUAGCAGACCGGCAGCUGGGUCUCUCCCCCGUGGUGCUCGAGCCGCUGCAACCAUCCCUGCAGUGUGAUGUGGUGGCAAUGAGCGAGCGCCCCUGGCUGCUCGUGCACUCGUCGCACAGCAUGCGCCCACUCUGCGCCUCCAUCUCCUUCCCCGCGUGCACGCACGCUGCUCCGCUCUCCUGUGCGGGCUGCACCAGCGGGAUCAUAUUCGUCGCUGAUAGGUCACUGCAUAUUGUGGAGCUAGCCAGGGCCCGUCGGCUAGAUAUGCACCGAAUGCCCCUACACGCCACGCCGCACCGCCUCCUCCUCCACCCCUCCUCCCACACUCUCCUCGUCGCCUGCGCCGCCCCUCCGCCCCGCACUCACCCACCUCUCUCCUCGUUCCUCCAGCAACCGUCCCCGCCGCGCACCCCCCCGGCGGCCCCCUCCCGGCCUUCCCUCCGGUGUGUAGACCCAUCGUCUGGGUCGAUUCUUUCGAGCUUUGAGCUUCCUGUGUCGUCCCGUACGCGCUCGCUGGCUCUCUGGCAGCCGCAACGACCGAGAGUGCGAGGCAGGAAGGGUGGGGUUGCGGGGAAGGGUGUGGUACGAGCAGGGAAGGGGAAGGGGAAGGAGGAAAUGUUUCCAGAGCUGAAACGUACGGAUCGGCAGCAGGAACCCUCCCCUCUCGCUCCUCUCCCCCACGCCCACACGCCUUCUCGAAUGGCUCUUUCUCCCAUUCCGCCCCUGCAGCAGCACACAGAGCAUCAGGCAGGAGGCAGGGGAUAUGGCAAGGAGGGGGAGGAGGAUGAGGCGGAGGGUGUGAGGGAUGGAGAAAGGGAGGUGGGGAGGGAUGGAGGGAAGGGGAAAGGGAAAGCGGUGGCAGGUGCGGAGCAGCAGCAGCAGCAGGGGGGGAGGCAGAGGCGCAGGGAGCAUGGGAGCAGCAGCAGGCAUGAAUUUGUCAUGCUAGGAACAGAGGAGACUGAAGGCUCUGAUACCGGGGGCACGCUGUAUAUGCUGCGACUCCAGCCCUGCCCCGAACCUCUUUCCACCGCUCCUCCUGCCCGACCCUCUCGUCCGUCGCUCCCUCCCCUCCCUCCUCUCUCCACGCCUCUCUCCUCCUCACCACCGGUCACCUCAGCUGCAGCAGCAGGGCUAGGGGGGCCACGCGGGGGCAGUGGCAGCGGCAGGGGGGGGAGGUGGGGGGAAGAAGGGGGGGCGGGGGAGAGGCUUGGGGGGCUGAGUGGGGUGCUGGAGCGGAUGAGACGGGCAGUGGCUGCUGCUGAGCGGAGAGGAGGGGGAGAGAGCGGGGGGGCAAGGGGAGCAGGGGGAGCAGGAGGGGCGGUUGUAAGGGAGGCAGGGGGAGCAGAAAUAGGCGCUAGUACUGCAGGGGGAGGGAGGGGCGCAGGAGAGGUGCGGAGAGGGGGGGGAGAGGAGACGGGUGGAGUUGAGGAGGGUAGAGAGGGAAUGGCGGGGGGUGGUGCUGGUGGGAUUGGGAGGGAGAGAGGGAUGGGAGGAGAGGAGCCAGGGACGGGAUCUGGUGAGAGCCGAGGGGUGACAGGUGACCGGCAGGCGAAUGGCGGCAUGGGAUUGAUGGGAAGGAACAGUGGGGAGGAGGAGGAGGAGAUGGGGGAGGAGGUGGGGGAGGAGGUGGGGGAGGGGGCGGGGGAGGGGCGACUGGCUGUGGGAAGCAGCGGGGCUGAUGCUUCUCGCGGUGGUGCUGGCGAGGGGGAUAGAGAACAGGGAGCAGCAGCGGCAGCAGCAGGAGAAGUGGCAGGAGCGGCAGUGGGAGGGUGGGAGGUGGUACUGCUACGGAGUGUGCCGAUGCCCGGGCCAGUCUCUGCCAUCGUGCCGUUCCUGCACAAGUACCUGCUCGUUGCCGCGGGCAACAUGCUGUUGUGCUUCUCCUUCUCCCCCAAGGCAUAUCUGCGCCGAGUCGCCUCCAUCAGAACCCGCCAUGCCAUUCGCUCCCUCUCCGUUGCACCGCCCACACCCCCACAUGCCCCUCUCCCGCCUUCCUCCGGGCCCCUCCCCUCCUCCUCCUCUGCCACUCCUGCCGCCGCCACUGUUACUGGCACUGCCGCCGCUGCUGCUGCUGCUGCCGCUGCCGCUGUGCCUGCGCUGUCGGCCGCUCUGUCUGCUUCCGCCCCGCUCACUCACCGCGUUCUGGUGGCAGACUCACGGGAUGGUGUGCUGCUAUACGCGUUCCACGAGGGAGCAGCACGGUUCGAGCUGCUGCACUCAGACCCAUCGCAUCGCCUCACGUCCGCAUGCCUGCUGCUGUCCUCCCACCCCGCCGCUGCUCUUGCUUGCGACCGCCGAGGCUCCCUCUGCCUCCUCGCCUCGCCACCGCCACCCCCUCCUGCUGACCUUGGCCUGCAUGCAGGGUGCACGGGCAACAGUCCAGAGCGGAACCUGCAGGAGCGCGCGUGGUUCUACCUGGGGGAAGGCGUGCAGGGCGUGAAAAAGGGUUCCCUGGCCUACCGUACCCCCCUGGCAUCUACAGACCACCGCCUCCCAAAGCAGCACCUGCAGCAGCAGCGUCAACCGGGAGAUGCACUGGUGGAGGGGGAGGACGCAGGAGGGGCAGGAGAGGCGGGAGGGGGCAUGGGUGGUGGCAAAGGGAUGGGUGCAGGGAGAGGGAGGGAUGGCGGUGUGGGUGGUGGGGAUUCUUCCAUGGGCGCUUCGUCCCUUGUGGUCUCCACUUUGCUGGGAUCGGUUGUCACGUUGCUGCAACUGUCCAGAGCGGAUUAUGCACUGCUGGCGCUCAUAGAGCACCGUUUAGCAGAGCACCCACUCACAGCCCCCCUCCUUGGCAACAACCACGCUCACUUCCGCUCCAAAGGGGCUCCACCGCAUGUGGUGCGAGUGCUAGAUGGCGACAUGCUAUCGCAGUUCCUCCACCUCUCCCCGCGCCAGCAGCACCAUGUGCUCUCAGGCGCCUCCGCAGACGCCGCUGCCUCGUCCUCCCUCCUCGGCCCUGCCUACGCGGCUUCUCUUCCCCCUUCUGCUGCCAGCCUCGGCAGCAGCAGGAGGAGGAAAACCACCAGGAUGGCACGUGCUGCUGCUGCGGGCAGUGGCAGCAGCAGCAACGGGAGCGGGAGUGGGAGCGGUAGUGGGAGUGGGAGUGGUAGCGGGAGCAGUGGUGGGGAGGGCACAGGGGAAUGGCGGUCAUCUGCGCUGCUAGACUUGCUAGAAGGCCCUCGGGAGAGAGUGUGGGUGGGAGCUGGUGGAGGCUUGGAUGAGGCAACAGCCAGUGCCGCUGUUGCAGAUGAUGAUGCUACUGGUGGUGCUGGUUCUGAUGGAAGCGUUGCUGGGCUGAGUCAAGAAGCACUUACGGCUGUUCACUUGGGCAGUGCUGCUGGAAGGGCUUGGGCAGAUGGAGGUAGGCAGAGCAAUGUGGAUGGAGAGGAGGAGGCGCCCCAUGCACAUCGCUCCCUUGCCUUUGCAGGUGCUGAUGCUCACACUGACGUUGAUGUUGGCGCAGAUAUUGAUACGGAGGACAUGGAUCAAGGUGUGCAAAGCCCUCCAUUGGGGCAUGAGAGGGAGCCGGCAGGUUUGGUGGGUGGGGUGGGUGGGCCAUGGUCCCUGCAGGCUCUGCGAUCCUGCAUUGACCCCUUGGAAGAGGGUGACUCGCCUGUUCCCUUGCAGGCUAGUGUCGAAAUGGCAGCUACCAAGUCGUUCAUUAAGCAGUGGGUGAAGCCUGAUGUCUAUCCCCUCAUUGCCGCCAUGGGCGCAGGCCUGACCUUCAUGGUGUACAGUGGAAGCAGGGCCCUCUUCCAACCCGACGUCUUUGUGAACAAGGCGUCCAGGGUGGAUAACGGCGGAGAGAUGUGUUCAGAGAAAGAAGGCAAGGAGUAUAAGCAUUCACCGCUUCGGGAAUUUGUCAAGACGAAAUAUGACGUCGAGUCGACCAUCAGCCCGCACGUACCAGCGCAAAAGUGA
Molecule: messenger RNA, 7926 nt
Organism: Closterium sp. NIES-65
Lineage: Eukaryota; Viridiplantae; Streptophyta; Zygnematophyceae; Desmidiales; Closteriaceae
Source: the annotation of a GenBank genome assembly